GGUCCUGUACUGGGAGCAGGCAGAGCACAGCAUACUUAAUUCCAUAGCUGGUCACCAUCCAAUCGGGACAGACCAGGUUAAUUUUCACAAGAUAAGAGUCACUAUAAGGUCAAGUCCUCUCCAGCUUUCCACAGCUUCUUCCAUAGUUGGUUAUGACAAAUAUGGGGACAACGGUACGAGCUGGGUCCAGUGUCCUACUCUGGGUGAUCUAUCUGUUCCUGGUAUUUCCUACCACAGUCACUGGACCCAAAGUCCCUCAGCCUGAAAUGGAUACCCUGGGUCAUGUUCAAGGCCAGCAGGUAGGUGUGAAGAAUACAGAGCACGUGGUAAAUGUCUUCCUGAGCAUUCCCUUUGCUCAGGCACCACUAGUGCUUCAGUUCUCGGUUCCACUCCCACAGCCCUGGGAAGGUGUGAGAGUUGCCAGCACCAAUCUCCCAAUGUGUCUGCAGGAUGUAGAGAGAAUGAACAGCAGCAGAUUCACCCCCAACGAAAAGCACCUAAUCUUCCCUAUUUCUGAGGACUGCCUGAUCCUCAGUGAGAUCACUGCAGGGACCAAAAGGCUGGUCAUGGUAUGGAUCCAUGGGGAAUCUCUGGAAGUUGGCUCCGCCACCGCUCAGGACGGAUCAGCCCUGGCUGCCUAUGGGGGUGUGGUAGUCGUCACUGUCCAGUAUCACCUUAGGAUCUUUGGCUUCCUCAGCACUGGGGAUAAGCACAUGCCAAGCAACAGGGGGUUCCUGGAUGUGGUGGCUGCUCUGUGCUGGAUCCAGGGGAACAUAGCCCCCUUUGGGGGUGAACCCAACUGUGUCACUGUCUUCGGUAAUUCUGCUGGUGGCUCUAUCGUCUCAUCCCUGGUCCUGUCUCCAAUGUUUGCUGGGCUCUCCCACAGAGCCAUAUCCCAGAGUGGGGUUAUCACCACCAGGAUGAUGAAAGAGAUGAACACAUAGCCUUAAGCUCGGAACUUUGCCAAUUCUGUGGCCUGUAGUUCUGGAUCCCCAGCUGAGCUGGUACAGUGUUUGCUGCAGAAGGAAGAAAAGGAUCUUAUACAGAAAAAUGUGAACGUUUCCUAUAUCAUUAAUGACUCCUUCCCACAAAGGCCAGAGAAGAUCCUCACAGAUCGGCAACUCCCCACUGUGCCCUACCUCCUGGGAGUCACCAACCAUGAGUUUGGCUGGCUCAUACUCAGGAUCUGGAAUAUCCUGGAUAAGUUGGAACAUUUGAGCCCGGAGGACCUAUUAGAUAUUUCAAGGCCUUUCUUGGCCCUUAUGGAAGUGCCCCCUGAGAUCAUGCCCACUGUCAUAGAUCAAUACCUAGACAAUGGCUCAGAUGAAUCAGCUACAAAGUAUGCCUUCCAGGAAUUGCUGGGUGAUAUCACACUCAUCAUUCCUAUCUUGAACUUCUCAAAAUACCUUCAAGAUGCUGGGUGCCCUGUUCUCUUGUAUGAGUUCCAGAAUACACCCAAUUCUUUUGCGAAGUUCAAGUCAGCCUGGGUGAAGGCUGAACAUGCAUCUGAGAAUUCCUUUGUUUUUGGAGGUCCUUUCCUCAUUGAAGAGAGCUCCCUCCUGGCCUUCCCAGAGGCCACAGAGGAAGAGAAGCAGCUGAGCCUAACCAUGAUAGCCCAGUGGAGCCAGUCGCACACAGGGAACCCCAAUGGCAAGGAGCUACCUCCUUGGCCCCAAUUAAACCAGUUAGAACAAUACUUGGAGGUUGGUCUAGAACCACAGACUGGGGUGAAGCUAAAGAAGGGUCGGCUACAGUUCUGGACAGAGACACUGCCCAGAAAAAUUCAAGAAUGGCACCGGCAGCAGAGGAGAAGGAAUCUGGAGGAGCUCUGA
Messenger RNA from Rattus norvegicus (Norway rat), 1832 nucleotides. RefSeq names its product carboxylesterase 3a (gene Ces3a). The record is from RefSeq and is a predicted model, not a curated record. NCBI's taxonomy places the organism in Eukaryota, Metazoa, Chordata, Mammalia, Rodentia, Muridae.